AUGCGCACUUCCCUCCACGAUGCGCCCAGCAUGGCUGACCAGCUGCCCUCCAUCAACUUCGGCUUCGACGAUCUGCGCAGUCGCAUGAACCAAUUCACACAACGAUUCGACGAGUUCAUAGAGAAGGGCAGGAAGAGGGUGCUAGAGGAGCGGAAUCAGUUCCGCAUGAACGUUGCUGAGAUUCAAGAGGACCAGCGCAUGAAGAAGCGAGACAUCGAAAUCCUCACCCUCCAACAACAACAACAUUCACAAACACUUGCGAAGGAAUCGCUCGAAACCUCCGAAAUGCACGCCUCCAUAAGUACUCUCACAGCGCAGCGCGACAGUCUCCUCACACAUCGCGAUGCACUCAAGUCGCAGAUUGCCGAAGUCCAAAAGGCUAUAGCCGCGAGACGGGAAGCCCAGCUUAAGCACAGGAGGUACUUAGAUGGGCAGUCGCGCUACAACGAGCCGGAGCUGGAGUUCUGGGAGAACUAUCUGGGGCUUAGAAUAGAGGGAAUAGGAAAGGAGGAUCGCCUGAAGUUCGUGUAUACCAACGUGUGCGAGAGAGAAUGGGAGAGGGAGGCUUGGUUCGAGCUGGACACGAGCGAUCGGGACUACAAGGUACUCGAAGUUCGGCCGAAGGUUGACAGAGAGGAGGUGGACAGGGUUCUGGAAAGGUUGAACGAAUCCCGAGAUCUUGCAGCGUUUCUAAAGGGUAUGAGGGAACUGUUUGUAGAAGCCAUGAAGUAG
Molecule: messenger RNA, 732 nt
Organism: Westerdykella ornata
Lineage: Eukaryota; Fungi; Ascomycota; Dothideomycetes; Pleosporales; Sporormiaceae
Exons: 2
Coding region: 1-732 (243 amino acids)
Biological process (GO): chromosome segregation
Cellular component (GO): Ndc80 complex
Source: RefSeq, a predicted model, not a curated record